Messenger RNA from Lindgomyces ingoldianus, 1490 nucleotides. RefSeq lists its product as uncharacterized. The coding region runs from base 1 to 1473 and encodes 490 amino acids. The record is from RefSeq and is a predicted model, not a curated record. Lineage: Eukaryota; Fungi; Ascomycota; Dothideomycetes; Pleosporales; Lindgomycetaceae. The transcript has 2 exons.
AUGGGACGGACAACACAAUCCCAAGGCCUAGCACCCCCUGCCAUCCGCAAAUAUGUCCGUGCGAAACAAGCUCGUCAAAUUGUAAACCAAAUCGUCCCAGCUAUCCUAGCUUCAAACGUAAGAGCAAGGAAUGGCGUUGAAGGUAGUGAAUUAAUUGUUGAUCCACCAGUUGCGCGAGAGUUUGGUGUCACUGGCUCUAAAAAGGAAGGGAGUGGAAGUACAGAGGUGGUUUAUGUUAAGCGGAAAGGGCAGGGGAGACGUAGGAUUAAAAAUGUUGAGGAUGAGGGCAAGGAUAGGAGAAGAGAUUCUUUGGAUGAGCGAAUAGCGAAGCUCUCAUUGGCCUUGGAUCCAACCCAAGCAUCUCCCACAUCUUCCAACCCAAUGCGGAUCAAAAUAAUCGUAACGGAUACUCUAACCGCAUCACACAUUCUGACAUUCCCAUCAAAACACCCCUCCUUCACCCUAUCCUCAUCCUCAUCAUCAAACGUAUAUCCACCCACCUCUCGCAAAAACAAACCAAAUACCUGCAUACUAAACAUGGCCUCCCCGCUGCGCCCCGGCGGUGGAACUCUCUCUGGAGCUACAUCGCAAGAAGAAUUCCUCUGUUCGCGAACAACACUGCUGCCAUCUCUCCACGAAUCCUUCUACCGGCUCCCCGAUAUCGGCGGAAUUUUCACGAAAGAUGUGCUUGUUUUCAGGAAUGCAAGAGUGCUAGGGGAAGCGAGUGGGGAGUUGGAGGAGGAGAGGUAUUGGGUUGAUGUGGUUUCGGCGGGAAUGUUGCGGUUUCCGGAACUCGAGGGGGGAAAGAGGUUGGGGAAGAAGGAUAGGGAGGUCGUGGAACGUAAGAUGAGGGCUGUGAUGAGGAUUGCAUAUUCAAAAGGUGUAAAGAAGAUGGUACUGGGGCCUUGGGGAUGCGGUGCUUAUGGGAACCCUGUCGCCGACAUCGCGCAAGCGUGGAGGAAAGUUUUACUCCCCGACACGGAGUUGAAAAGGGAGACGAUAGGUGAGGAGCCAGAGAGGUGGGAGCAUAUUGAGGAGGUGGUAUUUGCAAUUUCUAAUGCGAAGAUGGCGGGAGAAUUUGCUACUGCAUUUGGGUGUAAAAUCGCUGUCGAGCUUGGCCCUGGAGGAGAUGUGGAUGAUGGCGAGGCGGAAGAAGAGGAUAAGGUAGCCAAGGAGUUGAGAGAUAAGAUAAGGGAAAUGGAAGUGCAGAUCGAGGAAGUUUGGAAUGCGGAUUUAAAGACUAGGAUGGGUGUUAUUCUGGAGGGCUUGAGAACGCAAUUAAGAGAGAGGGAGGGAAACAACUCGGAAGAUAAAGGGAAUGGCGACGAGGACGACGAGGACAGGGGAAGCGAAAUUCUUGAAGCCAAUUCGGAUGAACGAGGGGAACAUGGAGAAACAGCGCAGGCCAGAUAUCAAGAUAGUGAGGACGAGGCUGAUGCAGAUGAUGGUGGGUUUCAACUUUUUAGGAGAUAGGUCGCACUCGAUCCCCA